AUGUCGUCGGCCGAUUACGCGUGCCGACUGAAAUUGUUGCGAGCCGACGUCUCGCCGGAUUUGCUGCCGGCCGGCUGCGCGCCCAACGACUUGCAGGCGGCCGUCAACGUGAAAGAGCGCGUCGACGUCGACGGCGAAUCGCGUCUCGUCCAGAAGAAGAAGACGCUCUAUCCGGAAUGGGAGAAGUGUUGGGAUACGGCCGUCGCCGAGGGACGCAUCAUUCAAAUCGUGCUAAUGUUCAAUCAGACGCCGGUCGUCGAAGCAACAAUGCGACUCGAGGUGAGCGCAAUCAAAAAAAAAGCGUGGGAUAUCAUCUCGAAAUGCAAAAGUGACUCAAUCACGCAUAUCUGGAUCAACACGAAACCUGGUGGACGAAUUUUGGCGCAGACACGCCAUAUCAAAAACGCCCCCGAUGAUGACAACCCGAUAGACGACAUCAUGACGAGUCGCAACAAUUCGGGUCCCGGCUUGCAGCGUCGUCGAGGCGCCAUCAAACACGCGCGCGUCCACGAGAUUCGCGGCCAUCAAUUCGUCGCCACAUUCUUCCGCCAAUUCCAUUUCUGCUCGCUAUGCUCCGAUUUCAUGUGGGGCCUCAACAAGCAGGGCUACCAAUGCCAAUUGUGCUCGGCGGCCGUCCACAAAAAAUGCCACGACAAAGUGAUCAUGCAAUGUCCGGGAAGCGCGAAGAACACGAAGGAGACGAUCGCGUUGAAGGAGCGCUUCAAAGUCGACAUUCCGCAUCGGUUCAAAGUCUACAAUUUCAAAUCGCCAACGUUCUGCGAUCAUUGCGGCUCGAUGCUCUACGGGCUGUUCAAGCAGGGCCUCAAAUGCGACGUGUGCAACGUGGCGUGCCAUCACAAAUGCGAGAAGCUGAUGUCGAACUUGUGCGGCGUCAAUCAGAAGCAGCUCUCCGAGAUGUAUCACGAGAUCAAACGCGGCACACACGCGACAAGCAGCAGUCCGCCGAACAUCGCCAAUUUGCAAUUGAACGGCGACGCGUCGAAGAACGCGACCGGCAGCCUGCCGGCGAAACUCAAAAGCCUAUUCCGAACGCAUCAGUACAGCAUCGAGGAGACGCACAAAGACGCCGACGACUACACCGACAAUAUUUGGGCGGGCGGCGGCGAUGGUCCCGUGCGCAAGUUCGCUCUGCAACACUUCAAUUUGCUCAAAGUGCUCGGCAAAGGCUCGUUCGGAAAGGUCAUGCUUGUUGAGCUCAAAACGCGAAACGAGUUCUACGCGAUGAAGUGCCUCAAGAAGGACGUGAUCCUUGAAGACGACGACACCGAAUGCACGUACAUCGAGCGACGCGUUCUCAUUCUCGCUAGCCAAUGCCCAUUCCUCUGCCAGCUGUUCUGCUCGUUUCAGACGAACGAGUAUUUGUUUUUCGUCAUGGAAUAUUUGAACGGCGGCGAUUUGAUGCAUCAUAUUCAACAAGUGAAGAAGUUCGACGAGGCGCGCACAAGAUUCUACGCGUGCGAAAUUAUUGUUGCGCUACAAUUUUUGCAUUCAAACAGCAUUAUUUACAGGGAUCUCAAACUUGACAACGUUCUUCUCGAUUCGGAUGGACAUAUAAAGCUGGCCGAUUUCGGAAUGGCGAAAACCGAGAUGAAUCGCGAGAACGGCAUGGCGAGCACGUUCUGCGGCACACCCGACUACAUCAGUCCCGAAAUCAUCAAAGGCCAAUUGUACAAUGAAGCCGUCGAUUUUUGGUCGUUCGGCGUAUUGAUGUAUGAAAUGCUUGUCGGACAAUCGCCAUUCCACGGCGAAGGCGAAGACGAGCUGUUCGAUUCGAUUCUCAAUGAGAGGCCCUAUUUUCCGAAGACGAUUUCCAAAGAAGCGGCGAAAUGCCUAUCGGCGUUGUUUGAUCGCAAUCCGAACACCCGAUUGGGAAUGCCUGAAUGUCCCGACGGACCGAUUCGACAGCACUGCUUCUUCCGUGGCGUCGAUUGGAAGCGAUUCGAAGCGCGUCAGGUGCCGCCGCCGUUCAAACCAGCCAUUAAAAACUCGUCGGACGCCUCGAAUUUCGACGACGAUUUCACCAACGAGAAGGCGCAACUGACGCCGGUGCACGACAAAAACCUGUUGGCGUCGAUCGAUCCCGAAGCAUUUUUGAAUUUCUCCUACACCAAUCCGCAUUUCUCGAAAUAG
This is a messenger RNA of Caenorhabditis bovis, 2151 nucleotides long. NCBI's taxonomy places the organism in Eukaryota, Metazoa, Nematoda, Chromadorea, Rhabditida, Rhabditidae. The record is from the annotation of a GenBank genome assembly.